This is a messenger RNA of Paramormyrops kingsleyae, 4324 nucleotides long. It is a transcript of the gene myrfl, whose product is annotated as myelin regulatory factor like. Gene Ontology annotation, biological process: positive regulation of DNA-templated transcription; protein autoprocessing. Gene Ontology annotation, molecular function: DNA-binding transcription factor activity; sequence-specific DNA binding. NCBI's taxonomy places the organism in Eukaryota, Metazoa, Chordata, Actinopteri, Osteoglossiformes, Mormyridae. Gene Ontology annotation, cellular component: nucleus; endoplasmic reticulum membrane. The record is from RefSeq and is a predicted model, not a curated record.
GUAAAGUCGUCACCGUCGGUUUUCAGAUGAUUCCUCAUUAUACAAAACGCAGGUGAUGCGGGUACUGAGGCAGACAGAAGGUUCCGGCGCGUCUCAUGAGGCUGUGCUCAUGACACCGAUGAGACGGACCGAUGGGUUUGCCUUGAAUCCUCCCCAUUUACAGUAGAGUCACAUUGUAAGUUCUGCUUCCACUUUAGCCAAGGGCAGGGCUUGGUGCAGACACACACGCACACACACAAACGCACACAUGCACGCAUGCGUCAGGUAUCUGAGGGACGCCCUCAUCCCGGCGACCAGAGAGCAAAGUACACAAGAGACACGCAGAGGUGUCCUGACAUCAGGGAAAUACAGUAAACCUCUAAGAAAAAUCCCAGCGUUGGCCCAUACUUUCAGAAUCACAUGGCACAGCCCAUCUAGAUGGAAGAAGAAUUGCUUUGGGGAUAACAGCCCUGGGGAUUACUGUCACUCCUGUGGCUGCAAAUGGAUUACACUUGAACUGUCACCCUGAACUCGGCGAGGGAUUUGCGGCGAACAUUCCCGACUCGGAACGCGAGUAACAGGCUUCUGCGGCAGGCAGGCAGCCCCCAGGCCAUGGUGGACCCCACGGUGACGAGAAGGGGCCAGAUGGACGUGUUGGGAGAAAACGAGGCUCUUCAGCAGUUUUUCGACAGCCAGGAUGUCAGCGGGGUGCUGGAUAACGUGACGCUGGACACCAGGAUGCUGGAUAACGUGACGCUGGACACCAGGAUGCUGGAUAACGAGACGCUGGGCACCAGGAUGCUGGGCACCAGGAUGCUGGACACUAGGAUGCUGGACACCAGGAUGCUGGAUAACGAGACGCUGGACACCAGGAUGCUGGACACCAGGAUGCUGGACACCAGGAUGCUGGACACCAGGAUGCUGGACACCAGGAUGCUGGAACAGUACCUCAGCAAUGACGUGGAUCCCAGCACCUUCAUGCUCCCUGAUUCACCGCCAGAUUCAGGAUCGGAACCCUGCUCGCCACCACAAGUGCCAGAUAUUCAUUAUGGUCCCUCCUGGCCUAUUGGCCGGGUUGAACAUGAAGUAUUGUCCACCCUCAACCCUCCUACCAGCUCGGGGAUUCACUUCAGAGACCAGCACCCCAGUCCCCAGAGCUCGAACCUCCAUCUCCCCGGUCCCCAGUGCCCCACCCCCCACCUCUCGGCCCCGAUGGACACCUUCCCCCUGGGCAGCUGCUCUCUCGCCCCCAGCCCGGUGCACAGCUCUCCUCCACCUCUGCACCACCCAAGCUCCGCCCACACUUAUGCUCCAGUGCAUGCUUCCACCCAGCUGCCUGAUAGCAGGCUCCCCAAUCCUCUAUGGGGAGCCGCCAUGCCCCCCUGCCCGGUCCAGACCACACCCAGAUGUCCCAGCCCAAUCCACCUGUAUCCGCCUCCCGCUUCCAGCCAGCAGACAGGACCGGCUUCAUGCAACGCCAAGAAGAGGAGGCAUUCUACGGAAGACACUCCGGACCCCGGUGGGUGGGAGGACGCAGGCUGGACGUUAGAGGGUCCAGACUGCAGCAGAGGAGAUGCGCCCAGCUAUGGCAGUGACGUGGCAGGAGGAGGGGGGGGUCCCGGGCAGGGCGCCUACCGCAUGCUGUCCUGGGACGAGUACCUGUCCGACCAGUGGGGCCCCCUGUACAAUAGCAACUACGAGAGCCUGCCAGUCCCUGGUUACCACAUCGAGUCGGACAAAGGCUUCAACUACUCCCCAGCCGACGAGGCCUUCGUGUGCCAGAAAAAGAACCACUUCCAGGUCACGGUCCACGUCGGCAUGGCGGGGAGCCCCAGAUAUGUCAAGACCGCUUUGGGCCUCAAGCCGAUCCAGAGCUUUCACGUCAAGGUUUUCGGCGUCAAGAUGGAGGCGCCAAGCCACCUGAUCACCAUAGAACAGUCCCAGUCCGACCGCAGCAAGAAGCCCUUCCUGCCAGUCAGGGUGAGCAUGCCAGGUGACAAGAUCACCAAGGUGACGUUGGGCCGCCUGCACUUCAGCGAGACAACGGCCAAUAAUAUGAGGAAGAAGGGAAAACCGAACCCAGACCAGAGGUACUUCCUGUUAGUGGUGGGACUUUACGCCUGCCUGGAAGAGGAGCGCCACCUGCUGGCGGCUCACGUGUCUGAGAGGAUCAUUGUCAGGGCAUCCAACCCAGGCCAGUUUGAGAAUGACGAGAUGCCGUGGCAGCGGGGGGCUGCUCCGGACGCGGUGGUGUGCCACGGCAGGGUGGGCAUCAACACGGACGCCCCGGACGAGGCCUUAGUCGUCUGUGGAAACGUGAAGGUGAUGGGCACGGUCAUGCACCCGUCUGACCAGAGGGCCAAGGAGAAUGUCCAGGAGGUGGACUCGAACGAGCAGCUGAAGAGAAUAGCACAGAUGAGGAUUGUGGAGUAUGACUACAAACCUGAAUUUGCCACUAAAAUGGGCAUCAAUCAGGUCCAUGAGACAGGUAUCAUAGCACAGGAGGUGAAGGAGUUACUCCCCAGUGCAGUGAGGGAAGUCGGAGAUGUCGUCUGCUCAGAUGGAGAGAAGAUUCCUAACUUCCUCAUGGUGGACAAAGAGCAGAUAUUCAUGGAGAACGUCGGUGCAGUGAAGCAGCUGUGCAAGUUGACCGACAACCUGGAGACGCGCAUCCAGGAGCUGGAGGUGUGGAACAAGCGGCUGGCCAAGCUGAAAGACAUGGGCAGCCUGCGCUCCAGCGGGGCUGGCAGCGUGCACCGAAAGGUCAGCAAAAUCAGCAACGUCCCACCCCCACAAAAAUCCUCCCCAGUCCAGUCCACCAAAGAAAAGUACAAGCACUGCCUGCAGCACAAGGCCUUCCGGGGCACCGUCAUCGUGCUGGUGGCCAUUAUGGCUUUUUGCGUCAUCUGCAUUAUAGGUCUGUACAUGUUUACGCUGCAGAGAGACACCUCAGAAUCCUCAUAUGGGACCAGUAAAACCCCCCUUCCGCCGAUGACCAUCCCUUCAGUCACUACCGUUCCCUCGACCCCGGGACCUUGGCCCCCAGACGUGGGUUUCUGCAGCCUGCUCUACUGUGAGGAGGUGUACUGCUGUCCCACAGAAUCUGGCAACCUGAGCUCCCCCUACACUGAACCCAUCCUCUCAUACUCGCCCCCCAGUGCACAAGACAAAAAGAGAGAACUCCUGUUUGACAAUUUCAACGGUGCCAAAGACUGGACAAAUACAACUGUUAAAUCCAUAUUUAUCAAAGAAAAUCAACAAAUUAUUGACCAUCACUACUGUGUGGAAGGCAGUUGCGGGCCGGGGAACUACAGCUUCUCGAUCCCCAUCAGCAAGUUUGUGCCUGUCAACAUGCCGAUCACCAUCCAGAUGAACACCACUGAGCUUCUGGUGGUCCACCUGUGCCACAUCUAUGACACCAGCACCUGCUCUGCCCUGAGGAUCAGCAAUGUGGGCAGUUCAGCCAUAAGCAACACGCAGGGCUACAACCACGAGUGGCCGUUGCCGGUGGCCCGGCUGCAUCAGAGCUCCUUCCACUUCCGGACCACUGUGGCGGGACAGGCUGACUGCACUACCGACGCCAACUACAUGGAGGCGCUCUUCACAGAUUACCACUUCCACUUCUACCGCAGAUGUGACUAGCCUCCAUCCAAGCCCCCCCCCCCCUCGCUACAAAAGUAGCCAAGCCCAAGGACUCUGACCGAAUGGUUCCCUGGAAUGUACCAUAAGGCCUAAUGGGGGCGUUUGGUUGUAUUAAGAAUCUUCUCUCCUGUGUCCCUGUCAGGCCCAGAUUUAUUGUACAGAAAUCAAGUGGGCAUUUCUGUUGUGUCUCGGUACAAAGGCCUAUUUAUGAAUGUGGGGAUACUUCUGGAUUGCCUGGUGAAAUUAUACAUCUCUGACUGUUUCUUUUGCUGUAAUGGCAAAAAUAUGCAAAGGCAGUCCUUCAGAAAGAGUUUCAAACAGUCAUGCAAUUACAGAAAUGCUCCUUCUGAAAUACUGAUAAUUUAAAUAUUUGCUGUAAUGUGGAGACAGUGAGAAAAUGAAUAACAAUGUGUUAUUUUUUUCUAAAUAAGAUUUUUGAGGUUACAGGUAAAGCCAGAAACACCCGAAGGUUUUAGAUGUUAAGUGCUUUCAUCUUCCUGAUGGAUUCAGAUUCAAUGCUAUUAAUUAAUAAUUUGUUAAUAUUUUCAGUCUUUUUUGAAUCCUUGGGGUAUUUCUGUGUAUAGGCAUAAACAUGACAAGUCAUAUUUUUCUGGCUGAAAUACAAGGAAAGUGAUGUAUUAAACGGUUACAAAUUUUGACUCCUUUGACCCAUGAUGUGAGACACCAGUGAUGUGUCUUUUUU